UCACAGAGAGCCCUGCUCUGCCCCUAAAGACAAACAAAGCCUAUUAAUUCUGCUCCUGCUGGCAGUAUCGCCUCAUUGAUUACCUCUGUCUGAGCAGCCCUGUAGCUGUAGCAGCUCUGUAGCUGUAGCAGCCUAGUAGCUGUAGCAGCCUGAGGCAGCAUCUUGCCCAGGAGAAGACGCCACCCAUGAACCACCACAUCUCUCCAUCUGACCCUCCCACUUCUGUCCAUCAUGACAGUAGCAGGUGUGGUUUCAUGGAAGAGCCGUAUGUGCAGGAGCACAAAAGCAGACUUGAGAAGGCGAGGAUGACAAUAUUGGAGAAGACUAGGAAGGUGUUCAGGAUUCGUAACAGUACCAUAAGAGAGAUGCUGGCAGAAGCACUGGGAACAUUCAUCCUCAUGGUUUUUGGCUUAUCUUCUGUGGCACAAGUGGUAUUGGGAAAAGGAAACAACGGUCAGUAUCUGAGCAUCAAUAUGGCAUUUGGGAUUGGUGUUACCUUGGGCAUCUAUGCGGCUGGAGGAGUAUCUGGAGCUCAUCUGAAUGCCGCCAUCACCAUUACACAAUGCGUUUUAGGGAAUAUCUCCUGGACAACACUUACAGCUUAUAUAAUCGGCCAGUUCCUGGGUUCCUUUAUGGCAGCAGCCACCGUCUUUGCUGUCUACUAUGAUGCUAUUUAUGACUACACCCAAGGAAACCUUACAGUGUCAGGACCAACUGCCACAGCGAUGAUCUUCUCUACUUACCCUGCUCCCAAUGUAUCCUUGCAGGGAGCCUUCUUCACAGAGUUUACAGCAACAGUUAUGCUGAUCCUGGGUGUUUUAGUCAUCCAUGAUGAGAAAAACAAUGCGGCCAUCAAAGGCGCUCAGCCCAUGCUCACGGGUAUGCUGGUCCUGGGCAUUGGUCUGGGAAUGGGGCUGAACACAGGCUAUGCCAUAAACCCCUCCAGGGACCUGCCCCCCCGGAUCUUCACGGCAAUUGCUGGCUGGGGAACGGCCGUCUUCACGGCUGACCAUUCCUGGUGGUGGGUCCCAGUCACAGCUCCAAUUCUGGGAUGUCUUUUUGGUGUUUUCAUCUACAAACUCUGCAUUGACUUUCACAACCACCCUGGCCAUGAAACUGAACACAAGAAAGAACAGGCAGACAUGGAGACUUCAAGACUGUGACAGACAUGUGCUGUGAUGACACAUGUGAAGGGCACAGCUGUUUGUCCACCUUUUAGGUGGACAGAUGAGGGACUAGAUUUCAGUAAACCUACUCUGCUUAAACAGACAAAUUUGGUAUCUAAGAUAUUGAGCAGACCUGUGUAGGGGUAGACCUGACUGUGACCUGAAGAAAUGAUUUAAUCUCUCUGUGAAAAAAUUUACAAAAAACACCAAUCCCAAAACCCAAAAAACCCCAAAACAAAACUCAACCCCCAAACAAUCAUCAUAUUCUGAAGAAAAACAAAGCAGAGCUACAAGUCUCCAGAUAAGUAUCUAUACAUAUAAAUCAAAAUACAGGCAUCAACAGUGGCAGAUACAUGAUUUAGUUAAUUAACAUAGAAAUAUUCAUCUGGAAUAUUCCUUGGUAAGAGGCACCAGUGGCCUAGGCUUGCUUAAUGUUCAUAUUUGUCACCCUAAGAAACACCUAGUUUGGAACAGCACAAAAGAGAGAACAAGGACAGUCUAAAAUAGAAACAUGAACCUGU
Cyanistes caeruleus (blue tit) is the source of this 1687-nucleotide messenger RNA. Its product is annotated as aquaporin-7-like. Lineage: Eukaryota; Metazoa; Chordata; Aves; Passeriformes; Paridae. Gene Ontology annotation, biological process: glycerol transmembrane transport; water transport. Gene Ontology annotation, cellular component: basolateral plasma membrane; plasma membrane. The record is from RefSeq and is a predicted model, not a curated record. Gene Ontology annotation, molecular function: urea transmembrane transporter activity; glycerol channel activity; water channel activity.